Molecule: messenger RNA, 2428 nt
Organism: Aspergillus ibericus CBS 121593
Lineage: Eukaryota; Fungi; Ascomycota; Eurotiomycetes; Eurotiales; Aspergillaceae
Gene: akuA
Product: putative DSB repair complex subunit Ku70
Exons: 6
Coding region: 155-2125 (656 amino acids)
Biological process (GO): double-strand break repair via nonhomologous end joining; cellular response to X-ray; cellular response to gamma radiation
Cellular component (GO): nucleus; Ku70:Ku80 complex
Molecular function (GO): double-stranded DNA binding; damaged DNA binding; telomeric repeat DNA binding
Source: RefSeq, a predicted model, not a curated record
CUCUGUACUAGGCCCCCGACUGCAGGCAGCAAAGGCCAGGCCAGGCAGGCAGAACUUCAUUCCCUUGUCCCUUAUCACCUUUUGCAACCCCCAUCCUUCUUACCUUUCCCAUGCUACUCCCUUGGAUGACUUGACCGAUUCUACGACAUUCAGUAUGGCGGACGGUAACCCACACCGGGAAGACGACGCAGUGGAGGAGGAAGAGGAAAUCGAUGAGACCAGCUACAGAUCAGUGAAAGAUGCCGUUCUCUUCGCUAUCGAUGUCAGCGACUCCAUGUUGAGCCCUCGUCCCUCAACAGAUCCCAAGAAACCAAUACAAGAAUCGCCCACAACUGCGGCCCUUAAAUGUGCCUAUCAUUUUAUGCAGCAAAGAAUUAUAUCCAACCCACAAGACAUGAUGGGUAUUCUGUUAUAUGGGACGCAGGCGUCCAAGUUCUAUGACGAGGAUGAAGACAGCCGAGGCGAUCUCUCCUACCCCAACUGCUACCUCUUCACUGACCUGGACGUUCCGUCUGCACAGGAGGUCAAAGAUCUUCGAGCACUGGUAGACGAUGAAGGAGAAUCAAGGGAUGUUCUUUCUCCAACAAAUGAGCCAGCCUCUAUGGCAAACGUCCUAUUUUGCGCCAACCAGAUAUUCACAUCAAAAGCGCCAAAUUUUCUCUCUCGGCGAUUGUUCAUUAUAACAGACAAUGACAACCCUCACGGUGAUGAUAAAUCUCUACGAUCCGCAGCAACUGUACGUGCCAAGGAUCUCUACGAUCUCGGCGUCACUAUUGAACUAUUCCCAAUUUCACGACCUGGGCAUGACUUUGAUAACUCCAAGUUUUAUGACGAUAUCAUCUACAAAACAUCGCCCAAUGAUCCAGAGGCCCCUGCUUAUCUGCAAUCUGAUCCGAAGGCAUCGACAGCAGCCGGGGAUGGAAUUUCACUUCUCAGCACGCUUCUGUCUAGCAUUAACUCAAGGACUGUUCCGCGCCGCACUCAUUUCUCGAACAUGCCGUUGGAGCUUGGGCCCAAUUUCAGGAUCUCUGUCUCAGGCUAUAUACUCUUCAGACGGCAAGAGCCCGCUAGAAGCUCCUUUAUCUGGCUUGGUGCCGAGAAGCCUGAAAUCGCCCAAGGGACCACCGCUUUAGUUACGGACGAUGACUCCCGGCCGGUUGAGAAGUGGGAAAUUAGGAAAGCUUAUAAAUUUGGCGGCGAUCAGGUUACCUUCACAGCUGAGGAACAAAAAGCGCUCAGAGACUUCGGUGAACCAGUGAUCCGGAUUGUGGGCUUCAAGCCCAUCGCUGCCCUUCCGUUCUGGGCGAACGUGAAGCACCCAUAUUUCAUCUAUCCAUCCGAGGAAGACUAUGUGGGAUCCUCGCGGGUGUUUUCUGCUUUACAUCAGACUCUUCUACGUGACAAGAAGAUGGCACUUGUCUGGUUCAUUGUACGCAAAGGUGCUGGUCCAGUUCUCGCUGCUAUGAUUGCGGGCGAAGAAAAGACCGAUGAGAACGGUGUACAAAAGUACCCUCCCGGGAUGUGGAUUCUGCCCCUUCCUUUCGCCGAUGAUAUUCGACAAAACCCCGAAACCAGCUUGAAUGUGGCCCCGGAACCACUGAUUGAUCAGAUGCGCGUAGUCAUCCAACAAUUACAACUCCCGAAGGGAUUGUACGAGCCUCUCAAGUACCCAAAUCCAUCCCUUCAAUGGCAUUACCGCAUACUACAGGCCCUUGCAUUGGACGAAGAUCUUCCCGAAAAGCCCGAAGAUAAGACUAUUCCUAAAUAUCGUCAAAUUGACAAGCGUGCCGGGGACUAUGUCUUGUCCUGGGCCGAUGAGCUUGACAAGCAAUACGCAAAGGUCUCGGCAGCGGCCCCUCGUCCCACAAGCACCCUUGUUAAAAGAGGGGCAAAGGAUCGAGCAAGCGAACAGGGCGAUGAUGGAACCAGCAAGCCAUCAAAGAAGGUCAAGGUCGAGGAGGGCUCAGGUGGCUUCGAGGAAGAGGUUCGCAAACAUCACAAGAAAGGCACUCUAUCCAAGCUUACGGUCGCUAUCCUGAAGGACUUCUUGACCUCCCAUGGACGCUCGAAUGCUGGAAAAAAGGCAGAUCUUAUUGAGCGAGUGGAGGAGUUCUUGGAGGCAUAGCGCUCUUAGAUACGUCCUUAGACAGCCUUCGGUAGCUGUGACCUCGCAUGCUUUCACGACACGCUUGAUACAUCCGCUGGGUUGACGCAAUUGAGAGUUUGCCUCCCCAAUUAAGCAUGCAUAGAUCUCGUAGAUUCUUCAUUGAUAGCACGACUUCCAUACCCUACCACCCCAAACCAACUUCCAAGCAAAAUUACCCCCUUUGAAAUAAGAACAAGGUAGUACAAGGAAGAAUCACAAGACGCUUAUGUGCAUAUUCAUCCUAGAUGAAACAGACAUCAAGAUGCACCAGAAACGGCAGUC